AUGACCGUCCAAAGCCCGUUGCCUGCCCUGCUGUUGGCAUUUGUGUUCUGCAGUGUGGAACUUUCUGAAGGCCUUCAGUGUCCGCAGGGCUUUGAAGAUGUGGGGAAUAUGUGCCUGUAUUUUUCUCAAGAAAAAGUAAGCUGGGCUGAUGCAAAACAGGACUUAUUCCAACACUACUGGCUGAGUGGUAAUCAGAAAAGAGAUAGAAAUGGACACUGGUACUGGACCUGGGACUCCAAGUAUUGUCCGAGAAAUGAAUUUUUCUGGGCGCCCGGAGAACCAAAUGAUUAUUAUGGUUCUGAGGACUGCAUCCAGUGGUACACUAAGUGGAAUGGUUAUAAGAGCAUUAACGAUGCCAUAUGCAGCGACCACAAUCCUUACAUUUGUGAAAUACGCAAUGUUGAUGGGGGUUGGGGUGCAUGGCAAAUUGGAUCGUGCUCAGUUACUUGUGGAAUUGGUGUGCGUGUUCACAAACGCCUUUGCAAUAAUCCUACUCCAAGAUUAGAUGGAAGAUACUGUGUUGGGUCUGGAAGAAGCACUGAGCUGUGCAUAUUGAAGCCAUGUCCUAUUCACGGAGGCUGGUCGAGCUGGGGAAGUUGGAGUUCUUGUACCCAUUUUUGCGGAGGAGGUACAAGAAAGCGGUAUCGCUCAUGUACCAAUCCGACGCCUCAGCAUGGCGGAAACGAUUGCUCUACAUCGAUUUUAUCACACACUCAUACAGAGCAGUGCAACGUCCAACCUUGCCGUAUUGACGGAGCCUGGGCAGACUGGGCCGGUUGGACCCUAUGUACAAGGACAUGUGGAGGUGGUACUAUGAUGAGAACUCGUACAUGUACCAACCCGAAACCUCAACACGGAGGAAAAGACUGCAUCAGGGGCAAUGCCACGCAAAUUACACAAUGCAAUGUAAUCGAUUGUCCAACUUGUCAGCUUCAUGACGUUCCUGGUACCAGCAGGUCCGUGCUUGGUCCACGUCUGAAGGAGAACGAGUCUGUACGAUAUUAUUGCUUGCCUGAAUAUAAGCUUGUUGGAGGCAGCGAAGUUCGAACAUGUCAGGCGAAUGGGUCUCUGUCCAACGAAGAACCUAAAUGUACUAAAUGUUGCGGAAAGGCGCGAUAUAUUCCAAAUGGUAUCCCAGACAUGGACGCAGGCAUUUGCUUCGGAGAUGCUGUUACCUAUAGGUGUGAAAGCGGCUAUAAAUUGUCCAAUGACACUCCCGUCACUUGCAACUCCCCAUACGAAUGGCGAUACAUAGAAUUACCCAAGUGCAAAGCGGAUGGAAACUGUAACUCCAGUGCUAUUGCUGGACCAGCAGGUGGUUAUAAAGCAUGUUCCGGAAGUGACACGGAUAAAGUUUGCUACAUGCAUUGUUCCAACGGCCUGACGUACGUGAAUGAACACAGUAUAUUUGAAUGUGGGGCUAAGACAGGCUGGGAGUGGAAGGUUCCUAUGAGAGGUGGAAACAAUUAUCAAAGGGGUACUGUAGGACCUUGCGAAGUAUCUGACGAUCCAGCUGGGCUAUUAAUGUUCCUUGAGGGAAGUGAUUUAACACUACAAACCUCUGAUUUGACAGAAGCUCUAAAAGAGGAAAUAAAAAACGAAAUGAUGAAAGAAUUGGCAGCUCUGAAUAUAUGCUCAGACCCUUGUCAGAUCAGAGAUAUUGAAAUAGAAACUAUCGCCAAUGGAUAUAGACGAGCAGUGCUGCAAGAGAAGCUAUUACGCAUGAAGAUCACUUUAUAUGCAGCUCCUCCCAAAGGGGCCGUCACCACGCAACAAUCUGCAAGAAUAGAACUGUCUAAGGCCAUGAAGUUGUUGAACACAAAGGCAGCGGCACUCAAACAGGCAAUAUUAUCCCAGUCAGUAACGUUGCAUAUCAAUGGCACUCCCGCAAAAGUGGGAGGGACGAACUUGCGGAUUUCCAGACCAACUUUGGCGUGUUCUGCAGGUUCCAUUAGGAAAGCCUUUGAAUGCUUUGCCUGUCCAGAAGGAACAUACCACGACGUAGCUGAAAAGAAAUGCGCCUCAUGUCCAUUUGGUCAGUAUCAAGACGAGCGCGGCCAGAUGUCCUGUAAAUUGUGUCCAAAUGGCACAACCACGGAUAGAAUUGGGGUCACCAAUUCUACUCAAUGCAGAGAAUACGAAGGGUGCGACUGUGGCAUCCACCCAUGCACCCUCAAUGGUACUGACUUCAAAUGUGACUGUCUUCCUGGAUAUGAGGACAUCAAUGGGACGUGCACAGAUAUUGACGAAUGCCUAACUGACAUUUGUCCUCCAAACUCCCGUUGCAUCAACAAAGAGGGGUCGUAUAGAUGUGAAUGCUUACCUGGCUUCAAGGGAGGAUCUUGUACUGAUAUAGAUGAAUGUAAAAUCCCCUCCACGUGCUCCAACCCCAGGACUCAGUGUGUUAACACCGUGGGGAGUUAUGACUGCUUAUGUCUUCGAGGGUUCUACGGAAAUAAUUGUGAACGUAAUUGUCCGGUGGGAUUCGUGCAGAGUGACAGUAGCUGCUACUUGAUAACGGAGAAGACGAUGACUUUUGACGAUGGACGUCUCAUGUGUGACAGAGCUUACAACGGGUCACAUCUGGUUGAUAUUAAGGACAAAAGGACUUACAAACUGGUCGCAAAGCUUCUUCAGUCUGCUUCAUAUUGGACAGGUUUAAACGACCGAUCACAAGAAGGGAAAUUCGUCUACAGUGACGGGGGUCAAAUGUCUGCGUAUAGUGAAUGGAGCAACGGUAACACCCAGCCGUCGUCCAAUGACCCUACGAAAAACUGCGUCAUUAUAGACGGGUCAGCAGCGUUCACGUGGGCAGUUGUUGACUGUAAAGAAAACCAUCUAGCUAUCUGUGAGCUUGAGAGAGAUAACUGAAUUCUGAAGUUAGAAUAAUGUAAGAGCUAUCACAAACUAUGUGAAACAGCAAUUGGAUUAGAGAUACCAGUUUGCGGUUUAAAAUGAACAUGUAUUAAAACAGAUGCUUAUAUUUUAAUGUCGGUAUACUUUCUACAUAUCUUGGGAUAAUUGGUAAAACAAUGGUGGGUAUCAACAUUUAACUAAACAGAAAAUUCUUCUUUCAUAAUUUACAAGUGUACGCUCAAUUAGAAUGUUGGCCAUGUCUCUUUAUAAUAAAUCAACAAUAAAAAGGGUCUAAUAUUCAGACUUCAUUUGUUC
This is a messenger RNA of Lingula anatina, 3171 nucleotides long. RefSeq names its product signal peptide, CUB and EGF-like domain-containing protein 3. NCBI's taxonomy places the organism in Eukaryota, Metazoa, Brachiopoda, Lingulata, Lingulida, Lingulidae. The record is from RefSeq and is a predicted model, not a curated record.